This is a messenger RNA of Mus musculus (house mouse), 1732 nucleotides long. RefSeq names its product complement factor H-related 1 (gene Cfhr1). Gene Ontology annotation, biological process: blood coagulation. Bases 65 to 1096 code for a protein of 343 amino acids. The record is from RefSeq and is marked validated. The transcript is spliced from 6 exons. Lineage: Eukaryota; Metazoa; Chordata; Mammalia; Rodentia; Muridae. Gene Ontology annotation, cellular component: extracellular region.
AGCAGUUUUAACAACAGGGUUCCCAGAAGCACCACCAGGAUUGGAGUGCUCUAGGCUUUAGAAGAUGGGGUUCUGUCGCCUGUUGCUCUUAGCUAUUGUUCUCCUAACCUCAUGGUUCUCUACUGCCAAAGGUGAAGUGAGCCUUUGUGAUUUUCCAAAAAUAAGACAUGGAAUACUAUAUGAUGAAAAGAAAAAUGAGCCCUUUUCCUCUGUUCUUAGUGGGAAGAUUUUAUACUACUCCUGUGAAUAUAAUUUUGCAUCUCCAUCAAAUUCCUUCUGGACUCGCAUCACUUGCACAGAAUCAGGAUGGUCACCAACUCCGAAGUGUCUCAGGCUAUGCUUCUUUCCUUUUGUGGAAAAUGGUAAUUCUACAUCUUCAGGUCAAACCCAUGUAGAAGGUGACAUUGUACAAGUGGUCUGCAAUCAAGGCUACAGCCUUCAGAAUAAUCAGAGCACCAUCACCUGUGCUGAAGAGGGCUGGUCCAUUACCCCCAAAUGCAUUUCCACCAAUCCAACAGGGAAAUGUGGGCCCCCUCCACCUAUUGACAAUGGAGACAUCACCUCCUUGUCGUUACCAGUAUAUGCAUCAUUAUCAUCAGUUGAAUAUCAGUGCCAGAAGUAUUAUCUACUUAAAGGAAAUAAGACAAUAACAUGUAGAAAUGGAAAGUGGUCUGAGCCACCAACCUGUAUAUAUCCAACAGGGAAAUGUGGGCCCCCUCCACCUAUUGACAAUGGAGACAUCACCUCCUUGUCAUUACUAGAAUAUGAACCAUUAUCAUCAGUUGAAUAUCAGUGCCAGAACUAUUAUGUACUUAAGGGAAAGAAGACAAUAACAUGUAGAAAUGGAAAGUGGUCUGAGCCACCAACCUGUUUAUCUGCAUGUGUAAUAUCAGAAGCCAUUAUGGAAAGACAUAACAUACUUCUCAGAUGGAGACAAAGCGAAAAGGUUUAUAUUCAGUCAGGAGAGGAUAUUGAGUUUGGAUGUAAACCUAGAUAUAAAAGAGCAAAAGGAUCACUGCCAUUUCGUACACAGUGCAUUAAUGGUCACAUCAAUUAUCCCACUUGUAUGUUAAAUCACAAUACGUUUAUUCAUUGAUUUUAUUGUUUGUACGUUUGGGUUUUUUAUUUGUUUGGUUGUUUGUUUGCUUGUUUUUGUUUUUCAAGACAGGGUUUCUCUGUGUAGCCCUGGAACUCACUCUGUAGAUCACGCUGGCCUCAAACUCAGAAAUCGGCCUGACUUUUCCUCCCAAGUGCUGGGAUUAAAGGCGUGCACCAACACUGCCUGCUGAUUUUAUUGCUUAGAAAUGCACAUGAAUAUUACUGCUACAGUUUCAACUUCCAUUUGAAGUAUCAACUCAUUUCUUCUCAUAAAUAUAAACUUUUUAGUUAUAUGGUGAUCAAUUUGUAACUUUAAAGACAAUUGCCAAAAUGCAAAAGCAGUAAUACAAAACUCCUAAUCCAAAAUAUGAUAUGUCCAAGGACAAACUAUGUCAAACAAGAAAAUUUGAUGUAAGUUUUUCAGCAUUGUUUUUCUAUUCAGAACUUCCUCAGAUUUUCCUGGAUACCUUUUGAUGUAACGUUUUGAUUUAUAAUGAAUGAACGAUAUAUUGACUCAUUCUUCAAAUUAGUAUUAUUUCUGAAUCAUGUAACAACCAAACUAUCAUAUAUUAUAGUACUAAUGCAUAUAAUUAAAAACUAUCUAAUACUUUCAUAUCAAUAAAAAAAUCUAAGG